AUGCAAUUUUUUUUUAAGUUAGUUGUUUUGCUUUGUUCUUUGGCAUUGGCCUCUGCGGCAGAUAUUGACAACAUCUCAUUUUCUAAUUUAGAAAUUGCCCCGCUGACUUCCAAUAAACAACCUGAUCAAGGCUGGACAGCAAGCUUUGAUUUUACCAUCGCAGACUCAUCUUCCAUCAAAGAGGGUGAUCAGUUCACGUUAUCAAUGCCACAUGUCUAUAGGGUUAAGUUAUCAGACCCAUAUCAAAUGACAACCAUUUCUUUAAAUGAUGGUACUGAGGCUUUCAAAUGCUACGUUUCCCAACAAGCCGCCUACCUAUAUGAAGAUACAAUUUUGACUUGCACUGCUCAAACUGAUUUGUCUUCUUAUAAUUCCAUUGAUGGCUCUAUAACAUUUUCCCUCAACUUUAGCAACGGUGAUUCUAACUAUGAGUAUGAGUUAGAAAACGCUAAAUAUUUCAAGAGUGGACCUAUGCUCAUUCAACUCGGUGAUCAAAUGUCUGGUGUGGUAAAUUUCGAUUCUGCUACAUUUACAGAAAACGUUUUACAUUCUGGGCGUACAACUGGUUACGAUUCCUUUGAAAGUUAUCACUUGGGUAUGCGCUGUCCAAAUGGGCAUUUCUUAGGUGGCACUGAAAAGAUCAAUUAUGAUAAUUCUAAUCACAAUGUUAAUCUGGACUGUUCUUCAGUUCAGGUCCAUUCCUCUAAUGACUUUAACGAUUGGUGGUUCCCACAGAGCUAUAAUGAUAUAAAUGCCGAUGUCACUUGUUUUGGUAACAGUUUGUGGAUUACACUCGACGAAGAACUAGAUAAUGGUGAAAUGGUAUGGGUUAACGCGUUACAAUCCCUUCCAGUUGGUACGAAUACUAUCGAUCAUGUCUUGCAAUUUCAAUAUUCAUGUCUUGAUACCAUAGCAAAUACCACUCACGUUACAGAAUUUUCGACUACUAGGGAAUUUAUUGUUUAUCAAGGCGAGAACCUCGCUACAGCUAGCGCAGAAAACGCAUUUAUCCCUAGUACAAAACUUAUAUCAACCACCACAACUGGAUGGACAGGCACAUACACAAGCACGUACUCCACUGACUCGACUUUUACAGUCGGGACAGACACUCAAACCACGCCGG
Messenger RNA from Saccharomyces eubayanus, 1123 nucleotides. It is a transcript of the gene SAG1, whose product is annotated as Sag1p. The record is from RefSeq and is a predicted model, not a curated record. The annotation marks the transcript as partial. Gene Ontology annotation, biological process: cell adhesion. The transcript has a single exon. Gene Ontology annotation, cellular component: fungal-type cell wall. NCBI's taxonomy places the organism in Eukaryota, Fungi, Ascomycota, Saccharomycetes, Saccharomycetales, Saccharomycetaceae.